This is a messenger RNA of Lactuca virosa, 2186 nucleotides long. NCBI's taxonomy places the organism in Eukaryota, Viridiplantae, Streptophyta, Magnoliopsida, Asterales, Asteraceae. The record is from the annotation of a GenBank genome assembly.
AAAUUAUAGGGCACCAGUUCACUCCACACCUCCACUCAAGCUCUUGUUCUUCUCCAAUCAAUUCAAAUGGCGCAAUUUUGGAAGCCAGGAACUGCGAAGCCUCGCCUGCUCGACGAUGAAGAAGGCGGCGUUCUUUUUUACACCGCUCCCUCCUCCUCCUCAUCCUCAUUUGGGUAUGCAAGCUUAGAGAGCCAGAGGCAGCGAUUACCUGUAUUCAAGUACAGAACGUCUAUUUUAUAUCUGGUGGAGACUCACUCCACUACCAUAAUCGUCGGCGAAACGGGGAGUGGCAAAACCACUCAAAUCCCUCAGUACCUUAAGGAAGCAGGAUGGGCUGAUGGUGGUCGGAUUAUUGCUUGCACUCAACCAAGAAGGUUAGCUGUGCAGAGUGUUGCUGCAAGAUUGGCUGAAGAAAUGGGAGUCAAACUUGGGGAAGAAGUUGGUUAUACUAUUCGAUUUGAAGAUGUUACAAAUUCAGAGUUAACAAGGAUCAAAUUUCUAACAGAUGGAGUAUUACUAAGAGAAAUGAUGGAUGAUCCUCUUUUAAGCAAGUACAGUGUGAUUAUGGUUGAUGAAGCUCACGAGAGAUCCCUUUCAACAGAUAUAUUGUUAGGUCUCCUGAAAAAGAUACAACGCAGAAGGCCUGAGUUGCGCCUGAUUAUAGCAUCAGCCACAAUUGAAGCAAAAUCAAUGGCUGAGUUUUUUCAUAACAGGAAAAGGAGGCCACAGUUGGAAGGAGAAGAUAAUAGACUGCAGACUGAACCUGCUAUUUUGUCUGUAGAGGGUAGAGGAUAUAAUGUACAGAUUUUUUACAUUGAGGAACCUGUUUCAGACUACCUUCAAGCUACUGUUUCAACAGUAAUGUCAAUUCAUGAUAAGGAGCCAAUGGGGGAUAUUCUUGUCUUUUUAACAGGGCAAGAUGAUAUUGACACUGCAGUUCAAAUGAUCACAGAACAAGCCCAAAACAGUGGCAACAAGUCUUCUUUUGGAAUGAUUGUUUUGCCUUUGUAUUCGGGACUUACUCGUUCAAAUCAGGACUUGGUGUUUUCCCCUUCCCCUAGAGGAAAAAGGAAGGUGAUAAUCUCAACAAAUAUUGCAGAAACAUCUCUUACAUUAGAGGGUAUUGUCUAUGUUGUUGAUAGUGGUUUCUCAAAACAACGUUUCUACAACCCGAUUACAGAUAUAGAAAAUCUUGUAGUGGCACCAAUAUCCAAGGCAUCUGCUAGGCAAAGAGCUGGAAGGGCUGGAAGAGUACGCCCAGGGAAGUGUUACAGGCUUUAUACGGAAGAUUAUUUUGUGAAUGAGAUGUCUUCAAAUGGGAUUCCCGAGAUGCAAAGAUCAAACCUUGUUUCCACUGUUAUUCAGUUGAAGGCAUUGGGGAUUGACAAUAUAUUAGGGUUUGAUUGGCCAGCAUCACCAUCAGCUGAAGCAAUGGUGAGAUCUCUUGAAGUUUUAUAUUCACUUGGAGUUCUUGAUGAUGAUGCUAAACUCACUUCACCUGUUGGUUUCCAAGUUGCUGAGCUUCCAUUGGAUCCCAUGGUGUCAAAAAUGAUUAUAGCAUCAGACAAACUUGAAUGUUCAGAAGAAAUCAUCACUGUUGCAGCUAUUCUCUCUGUUCAGUCAAUAUGGAUAUCGGUCAAAGGGCAGAGGGAGCUGGAUGAAGCCAAAUUGAGAUUUGCUGCAUCAGAGGGUGAUCAUGUGACAUUCCUGAAUGUGUACAGGGGAUUUCUUCAGUCUAAUAAAUCAUCAAAAUGGUGUCACAAAAACUUCAUUAAUUACCAUGCAAUGAAAAAAGUAAUGGAAGUCAGAGAGCAGCUAAGAAGAGUAGCACAGAGACUAGGGUUAGCCUUAAAAUCAUGCCAAAACGAUAUUCAGGUACUAAGAAAGGCAGUGACAGCUGGAUUUUUUGCUAACGCGUGUCGUUUAGAGGCAUACAGUCAUAAUGGGACGUACAAAACGCUGAGGGGUUCUCAAGAAGUCUACAUUCAUCCAUCAUCUGUAUUGUUCAGGGUGAACCCAAAGUGGGUUAUAUAUCAUUCAUUAGUGUCAACGGAUCGUCAAUACAUGCGUAAUGUGAUUUCCAUUGAUCCUUCAUGGUUGAGAGAAGCUGCACCUCACUUUUAUAACAAACAACCCCUCAAUCCUCCUACUCAUCAUCACUAACACUUUUUUUUUUUUUUUUUUUU